Messenger RNA from Gastrolobium bilobum, 1546 nucleotides. RefSeq names its product GABA transporter 1-like. Bases 63 to 1448 code for a protein of 461 amino acids. The record is from RefSeq and is a predicted model, not a curated record. The transcript has 7 exons. Gene Ontology annotation, cellular component: plasma membrane. Lineage: Eukaryota; Viridiplantae; Streptophyta; Magnoliopsida; Fabales; Fabaceae.
UUAUAUAGUAUGCCUUUGUUCACUCUGGUCAUUUGUUAGAGCCUUCGUACAGGGGAGGGAGGAUGGGUACGCUGCUUCCAACCUCAACGGCAGCUCAUGAAACAUCAGAGAAUCGAAAUGCUUCGCAACAACUUCACCCCCAAAAAGAUAUUGAUGCAGGCGCUCUAUUUGUCCUCAAAUCAAAAGGAUCUUGGCUGCACGGUGGUUACCAUUUGACAACAUCAAUUGUGGGUCCACCUCUCCUAAGUCUUCCAUAUGCUUUCAAAUUCCUUGGAUGGACGGCUGGAAUAUUUUGCCUAGUGAUUGGAGCUCUUGUCACUUUCUACUCCUACAAUUUAAUGUCUCUUGUUCUUGAGCACCACGCUCAGUUGGGUAAUCGUCAGCUACGAUUCAGAGACAUGGCUCGCGACAUUUUAGGUCCACGAUGGGGUCGUUAUUUUGUGGGGCCAAUUCAGUUCGCACUCUGUUGUGGUGCUGUAGUUGCUUGUGCUCUGUUGGGAGGACAAAGCAUGAAGCAAAUUUACCUGCUGUCAAACCCAAAUGGGAACAUGAAGCUUUACGAAUUUAUAGUCAUAUUUGGAUGCUUCAUGCUGGUUUUGGCUCAAAUCCCAUCUUUCCACUCGUUGAGGCACAUUAGUCUAGUGUCUUUGGUUCUGUGCUUAGCCUAUAGUGCUUGUGCUACUGCUGGUUCCAUAUGUAUUGGAGACUCAUCUAAAGGACCAGAAAAGGAUUACUCUUUGCAAGCUGAUACAGAGAAUCGCUUAUUUGGAAUCUUCAAUGCUAUUGCCAUUAUUGCCACAACUUAUGGAAAUGGAAUACUUCCAGAAAUUCAGGCAACAUUAGCUCCACCUGUGAAAGGGAAGAUGUUCAAAGGACUAUGUGUUUGUUAUGCUGUACUAAUAUUCACUUUCUUUAGUGUAGCCAUAUCUGGUUAUUGGGCAUUUGGAAACCAAUCUGAAGGCCUCAUCUUAAGCAACUUUGUGGACAAUGGAAUGAGUUUGCUGCCCAAGUGGUUUGUUUAUAUGACCAACAUUUUCACUAUAGCACAAUUAUCAGCAAUUGGUGUGGUCUACAUGCAGCCCACAAAUGAAGUGUUGGAGCAAACAUUUGGGGACCCAAAAAGCCCUGAAUUCUCAAACCGCAAUGUAAUACCCAGAUUGAUUUCUCGGUCAUUAGCUAUUGUUGUUUCAACCCUUAUAGCAGCCAUGCUUCCAUUUUUUGGCGACAUAAGCUCGGUUCUAGGUGCUUUUGGGAUUAUGCCACUUGAUUUCAUUUUGCCGAUGAUUUUCUUCAAUUUGACAUUUAAGCCAUCUAAGCGAAGCCCCAUUUUCUGGUUGAACGCAACUAUUGCUGUGGCUUUCUCUGCAGUGGGAGCUAUAGCAGCAGUUGCAGCUGUUAGACAGAUAGUUCUUGAUGCCAAAAGUUACAGAUUAUUUGCUAAUGUAUGAUCACAUUGAGCUAUUUUAUGAAGUUUGCCUUCUCUAUAAUUCUUAUCUAAGUUUUCAUAUCUUCCUUUUUCCUAGAAUAUUCUCUAUUAUUUUAACCA